Brassica napus (rape) is the source of this 3133-nucleotide messenger RNA. RefSeq names its product glutathione S-transferase T3-like. NCBI's taxonomy places the organism in Eukaryota, Viridiplantae, Streptophyta, Magnoliopsida, Brassicales, Brassicaceae. The transcript has 2 exons. Bases 1480 to 2343 code for a protein of 287 amino acids. The record is from RefSeq and is a predicted model, not a curated record.
UUUGUUUUCCACGGUUCUAACUUAUUUUAUUGCAUGUCUAUGACUAACCGCAGGCUGCUCAGAUGUUCUACCCCGUGUCAUUGAAGAGGAGGACUGUGUAGCUUUAACGCCAUAUUCUACUGUUUCUGAUGAAACUAGUCCAGAACCUACUCGACCAGCUGAAACUGGUGAUGUCCAAAUGCUCUGUACUUCUGUAGGAAGAGAGGCAGCACAAUAUACACCGCUUUUUAGUAAUGAGUACAACAUGCCCUACCCACCUCCAAUAUAUCCACAUUCGAGAACUGACUUCACUCAGCCUGGGGUUCGGGAGGCAGAAGAAUCUUAUACAAACACCAUUUGCCUGUCGGAUACAGGAACUUCAUUUCCUAGAGAGCAGUGGCAAUACCUCAACAGCUAGUCAAGAUUCUUUGAAAGGGAGAACAAGGUAAGAGCACCUCCAUUGGUAGUUUUAGGAAAGGUUCUUUAACAAAAAAACACAAAAAAAUAAAUGAAAAAUGAAUAAACAGCACAUAACCGGUUAUAAACAGAGGCAUUUUAGUACGUGGCGGUUUUGUAUUGGGUACUUGUAAAAGAGAAAAGGAAUCCAAAACCCGUCUCUCUCUUUAUCGCUUUCUUUUCAUGUAUGUCCUUUGACGAUCGAUCCAAGCUACCUCCUCCUCUUCCAAAUCCAUGGAUGAAAUCACCGAAAUCUGCGGUCGAUUGGUGGUAGCUCUCUUCAUCGGCGAUCGAUCGGUAAAAUCAGCAAGGGAACGACUCUACCCUUGUUCGCCGAAAUCAGCAAAAAAAAAUAUGGAGAAAGCAAUCGAGAGAGAACGAGUUCUUCUUCAACAUCUCUGUCCUUCUUCCUCCUCACACAGUUUUGAAGCUCUCUCUCUGGAUUAACGUGAUAUCCGAUGGCUUCAAGUUCCGACAACAAUCGUGGUAUUGAGUUUUAUCUCACGUUAUUAGUCAGAUACGUUUACUGAUUAUCUCAAUGUAAGCCUAUUUAUAUUAUUUUUUUGGUUUUGGGUAUUGUUUGAUUCUAUAGUUGAACUGGGUUUUGUUUGUUUUGUCUUUCAGGAUCCAAGCAUCAAGGAAUUAGCUGAGCAAAUUGCCAAAGAUCCCACCUUUACUCUGUACCAAGUGCAUCAAGCUAAGUCCAAACGUGUCACUGGCAAGUGGUUAGUAUACUUGUCUUUUAAUGCAUGUUAGAAACGGUUUAGGUUUGGAAUUAAAUGGACUUUAGUGUGAUGUGGUCGUGUCUGAGUUUGAGUUAAAUGGACAUUAACUGUUUAUUGGUUAGACAUAAAUUGUGUCCGAGCCAGUAUUGUGUCAAUUGUUAGAGAGUGAUUAUGGUAGGUGUGCUUUACAGUAACUGUGUAUUGGUUAGACAUAAAUUCAACAACCAAACACUCUCUUUUUAAAUAUGAUGAAUUCACCCUUCCUCCUUUGCACAUUCCUUUUCCUUUAUAUAUUUCCUUCUAGCUUUAAAACUCUCUUAUGGAUUCAUACGGCCAUACAUCAGGCUUUAUAAACCUUCUAAACAGUCAAAACCCUCAUCCGUCAACUAGUGUAGAUGAACUUGGAGCCUCCGAUGUCUCUGUCUUCGGUAGUAAAUGGGCCCAAGAUGCACAAUUUGUUACUGACCGUAAAGAAAGGCGUAAGUGGACACCAACAGAAGAUCUUGUUCUCAUCAGUGCUUGGCUGAACACUUCCAAAGAUCCUGUAAUUGGUAAUGAGCAAAAGGCCAUAGCGUUUUGGAAGAGAAUUGCUUUUUAUUUUGCAUCAAGUCCCAAGCUUGUCGGUUUGUCAAAGAGAGAGCCUGAUAAUUGUAAACAAAGGUGGGGGAAAAUUAAUGAGGGUGUGUGCAAGUUUGUAGGCUGCUAUGAAGCUGCGGUUAAACAAAAAUCCAGUGGCCAAAGUGAGGAUGAUGUUAUGAAGAUGGCACAUGCGAUUUUCUUCAAUGACUACAAGGUAAAAUUCACACUUGAGCAUGCAUGGUUAGAGCUUCGCCAUGAUCAGAAAUGGUGUGGAGUUUCUAAAGAAAAUUUGAAGUCUAAAAGAAGAAAGAUUGAUGAUCAAUCUGCACAGUCAUCAACCAGUGUGCCUGUUGGGGAAGAAGAAGCAGUUGGUCGGCCAGCUGGUGUUAAAGCGGCAAAGGCGAAGAACAAACGCUCUGUGAGCAAGGAGGAAGGAGUAGUGGAUUUUCAGAAGAUGUGGGAGAUAAGAGAGAGGGACUAUGUUAUGAAAGACAAGCUUAACAAGCAAAAAAUACUUGAUAGCCUCAUUAAGAAGAUAGAGCCACUUACUGAGACUGAAAUUGCUUUGAAGAACAAGCUAAUUAAUGACAUGUUAGCAAGUUAGGUUGUGUUUCAGUUUAAUGACUAAGUUUGUUUCAGUUUGAUGUAUCAGUUUUCGCACAACCGAAAUCAAACCGAAGUUCACAAGUGGAUUUUACGUAUUCUACAGAUAUGCCUUCAAAUCUCGGCAAUAUGAUGAGCGUUCGGAAUCAAGUUCGUGAUAAAACAAUACAUCAACAAUUGAAAGCUGAUUUGGUUGAACAUAUUUGGCAAAAAUUUGGAACAAAUCAAGAUUUCUACUAAUCGGUUUUUCUCGUUUUUGAUUUGUAUUUGUACCUUUCAUAUGUUUUAUGUAAUUUUUAUUAAUAAAUUUAUGUAUGCUUUUUUUUUAAAUCAUUCUAAUAAAAAAAAAUUUAAGAACCCCUAUGGGGUUCUACCAUUGGAGGAAGAAAAGGGGUUCUACCAUUGGAGGAAGAAAAAAUUAAUUUUACUAACCAAGGUUCUAAACUUAUCAAAUCACAUUUUUUCCAACUAAUUUAAUCAUUAGAGCUUCUUAGGUGUUCUAAUGGAUGGAGUUGCUCUAAGAUUCCAAAAUCUAUGUAGCUCUCUAUGAGCCUACAUUUUCUCUACUAACAUGUUACAAAAAACAUUGUAGAGUCAAGUGUAGAACGUUUUGUGAGUACUCCCACAUCAGCUGGUCAAGGUGCAGUAUCAGAUCAGGAUGAAUGCUCUCUACCAUCUCCGUUGGUUGGAACUAAUCAGGCGGACCUAUCAUCAGCAAACACUGAAGGCCAAAAUAUUGCAGCAGAAACUGGUCGGUUUUACUUCCCUUUGUGCAUUUCAGUAUGAGUUUA